UUGUACAUAAUGAAACAUUAAUUUAUUGUUCAGAAUGAGUGCAGCAGAACAAGAGGCCUACUUGAAGGUCAUUUUGAGUGAUGAAGAUACAGAUUCAAGUGGAGUGUCUGAUGGCGAGGACGAGGACUGCGUUCCAGAGCCAAUCUCAACUGCUCCAAUUUCAGAUAACGACUCUAAAAAUGAAGAAUCACAAAAUUAUGAAAAUAUAGAGGAUAAUAUCGACGAGCAAGCAUAAGAACAGGAAGCGAUUGAGUUUCACAAUAGUGAGAGUGAGGAAGACGAUGAAGCAGAAACUGCAGAGCCAGAAGGUAGUGAACAUUUUUUUGCUUAUUAUGAUAGAGAAGUCAUUUUUUUAUUUGAAUAUUAAAUUUAUUUUAUAUUGAUUGCUUAUUGUAGAAUUAGUAACCAGCAGUUUUAUUGCAAAGGAUAAAACUGUGUGGGGGGAAACGCCACCACAUAAUCAUCAGACUGCAGCUCGUAAUGU
This is a messenger RNA of Agrilus planipennis (emerald ash borer), 484 nucleotides long. RefSeq lists its product as uncharacterized. The transcript has a single exon. The record is from RefSeq and is a predicted model, not a curated record. NCBI's taxonomy places the organism in Eukaryota, Metazoa, Arthropoda, Insecta, Coleoptera, Buprestidae. The coding region runs from base 35 to 235 and encodes 66 amino acids.